Molecule: messenger RNA, 1085 nt
Organism: Labrus bergylta (ballan wrasse)
Lineage: Eukaryota; Metazoa; Chordata; Actinopteri; Labriformes; Labridae
Source: RefSeq, a predicted model, not a curated record
UUGUAGUUGUUGUUGCUCUUGAACGCAGCUCGUUGCCGUUUAUGAAACACAACAAAGCGCUUCCUGUAGAAGAAGAAGAGCGGCCCGGUGCUGCACACAGGUCACAGGACGGGCAUCCAGAAUGACGAGCCUCCAGCUGAGUGCGAAGGAGGAGAUGGUGGAGAAGCUUCUGGACGCUGCGGCCCGAGGGGACCUGACCCAGGUGUCCUCGCUGCUGUCCCACGUCCCCUCGCUCAUCAACCAGAAGGGAGACAGCGGCUGGACGGCGCUGAUGCUCGCGGCUCGGAACGGACACUACAGCGUGGUGGAGACGCUGCUGUCUCACGGAUGUGACAAGUUCUCAGUGAACAGCUCGUCACAGACCGCCUACGAUAUCUCCAAGUUCUGGGGCCACAAGACCGUCUCCAACCUGCUGGGGCGGACGGACGAAGGCUGCCAGCGCGUCCUGCCGGGCUGCGACCUCCAGCAGCAGGAGAACUACUUCAGCAGAGAGAUGCUGGAGCGGCUGAGCGUGAAGCGGAGCGAGGCGGCGUGGCUGGAGGCCAAACAGAGAGAUCCAGACUCAGUGUACCUCCUGUUCUCCAACCUGAACCCCAUGGUGUGCAGCUCAGACCAGGACCAGAGUGAAGGGGGCGAGUCCAGACUCUGCCGGUUCAGCAUUGAGGCCGUUGAAGACCUCCUCCAGAAACCUCACACUGUGCUCAUCUUUCUCGGAGUGGAGAAGAGGAAGGGGCCGUCGUCCCCCCCCGAGGCGACCCGGGAGCCUCCUGCCUGGUUUGCCAUCAACACAGACGAAGACGCUGCUGAACUUCUCAAACGCAGCAGAGAAAAGAACUGCUGCUUCACAAAGAUGGCGCACAGAGACCUGCUGAAGUUCAGCGAGGAAGAGGCGGGAGUCGUGGCUCAGGCUCGCUCGGUGUUGGCCUGGCACAGCCGCUACAGCUUCUGCCCGACGUGUGGCAGCAGCACCAACAUGGAGGACGGAGGCUACAAGCGGCGCUGCCUGAACUCUGACUGCAGGAGUCUGAAGGGAGUCCACAACACCUGCUACCCACGAGUCGGUACGAAGACCACCAUGAGGGGGA